Messenger RNA from Adelges cooleyi (spruce gall adelgid), 2266 nucleotides. RefSeq names its product lactase/phlorizin hydrolase-like. Bases 339 to 1961 code for a protein of 540 amino acids. Gene Ontology annotation, biological process: carbohydrate metabolic process. The record is from RefSeq and is a predicted model, not a curated record. Gene Ontology annotation, molecular function: beta-glucosidase activity. NCBI's taxonomy places the organism in Eukaryota, Metazoa, Arthropoda, Insecta, Hemiptera, Adelgidae. The transcript has 14 exons.
UAUAUAUAUAUAGGGAUAAUAUGUUUUUAAUCUCCACAGUUCACAGAUGCUUUUAAGUAUUGACAUCGAUCUCAACUCAGUUUAUAUAUCUUGUGAAGAAAAAAUGGGAUAAUGGCUAAAAACGAGCGACAUCUCAAUACUUAAAUUUCAUAAUAAUUCAUUUUUUGCGGAACCAAAACAUUAAUUUUUCUUUAAAUCAAAUAGUAAACUGACUGAUUUUAAUGAUAUUCCUAUAUGUAUGGUGAUUGACGGGUGACCGACGACCGUGAGAGUUAGUUCCUGCUUUUGUAAUGUAUAAUUAAUAAUUUGUUUGGUAAUUUUUCAAGAAAACGAGAGAAAUGGCUACAGAUAAAGCUGUGGUAUUCCCGGAAGAUUUCUUGCUCGGGACAGGAUCCAGUGCAUACCAAGUCGAAGGAGCGUGGGCUGCGGACGGUAAAACCCCAAGUAUUUGGGAUGAGUUUUUCAAUAAUGGACAAAGAGUAAAACACGAUGACUAUGUUUGCCCACACUAUUCUGUAUUCAAAGAAAUUCAGUAUGGAGUCGAAAAGGCAACCGAUCAGCCAAUCUUAAAUACAAUUAAACGUAAGCUAGUUAAAAUAGAAGACGUUUUCAAAGGAUUUCAAUAUUUCAAAAAGGAAAAGACACCUUAUGAGUUGGUUUCUGCGCCCACGUACACCAAAGAGGAUGGUGGCAUGAUUGCGUGCGAUUCAUAUAAUAAAACAGACAUAGAUGUUAAACUUCUGAAGGAUCUUGGUGUUCAGGUGUAUAGGUUUUCAUUAAGCUGGCCAAGACUGUUACCAAAUGGAGAUGAUAAAGUAUCCAAUGAGAAGGGAAUAGAAUAUUACAAAAACCUAAUACAAAAACUACUCGAUAACGACAUCGAACCUGUGGUGACUAUUUAUCAUUGGGAUCUACCUGAAGCUCUUCAAAAACUAGGUGGAUGGGCAAACACAAAUAUUGUUAGAUAUUUUACAAACUAUUGUAAUUUCGUGUUCCAAACGUUUGGUGAUAAAGUAACAUAUUGGUCUACAAUCAACGAGCCGAGGUUGGUAGCCGGAGCUUACGGUGGUUCCAAAUCGGCUCCAGCAUUGGGCGAUGACUACAGCGGUAUUGCAGAUUAUAUGGUUAUACAUAAUUUGCUGCUCGCUCAUGCUUACGCAUACAAAUUGUACAACGACAAGUACAGAGAAAAACAACAAGGUGAAAUCAGUUUAUGUUUGGAUGCUAUUUGGUUUUUCCCUGCUGAUCCAGACGAUGAAAAAGACAAAGAAGCCGCUGAACUUGCAUUUCAAUCAUUUGUUGGCAUAUUUAUUCAGCCUCUUUUGACCGGUGACUACCCGGACGCAGUUGUUAAAUCAAUAAUCCAAACUAAUGAACGGGAAAAAAUAAAUAUAUGGCGAAUAAUUCAGUUUACAGAAAACGAAAAAGAAAUUCUCAAAGGUGCUUAUGAUUUUAUUGCGUUCAAUUAUUAUUUUUCAUUGUACGCGAAACCAAUGUCUCAAGAAAGUUUUGAAGAUAGCUCUAUCUCAUUGAAAACAAAAGAUAUUGGAGUUGACAUUCUUGGAUUCCAAGACACUCAUGAUCCAGAAGAUACACGAGAAGGUUUUAGGAACUUGCUCAAUUGGUUCGAUGAAAAGUUAAAUCAUCCGAAAAUCUUCAUAAGUGAAAAUGGAUUUCCUGAACCCGCAGGCGAGGACAGAUCCUUGGAGAAAAAACAAUUUCAUUAUGAUAUUUUAAACGAGGUGGACCAAGCGUUAAAAAGAAAAAUCAAAGUUUUCGGAUAUUGCGUGUGGUCUUUUAUGGACUCUUUAGAAUGGAGUGACGGAUACAAAACUAAAUACGGUAUCUAUGGGGUGAAUUUUGAUGAUGAGUCGAGACCUCGCUAUAAAAAAGAAAAGAUUUUUACUUUUUUCGAACAACUAUUCAAAACAAAAACAUUACCGUCGCCUGAGGUUGAAUAAUACGAAAUGAAUUUGUGUAAACCAUUUUUAUAUAGGUACUUUUAUUUACAGGGAUGUCAGCUAUAAAAUUGUAAAUUGUAAUUAAUAUUUAUUGGGAAUCUAAAUUAAUAAUUAUUAUUUUGUAUAAUACACAUAAAUCUGUUAAAAAGUUUUCAUAAGAACUUAUAUAAAAGUUUCUGUAUAACUGUCAUUUGUUAGAACUUUUUUUUUAUUCUUUAAUUACUGUUAUAAAAUGAAACUUUUUAAUAAAAUUUCGGACCGUGCUAUUUUUAAUUAAAAUAUAUAUUUUGCUCCAUUAAUAAAUU